Linum trigynum is the source of this 2764-nucleotide messenger RNA. NCBI's taxonomy places the organism in Eukaryota, Viridiplantae, Streptophyta, Magnoliopsida, Malpighiales, Linaceae. The record is from the annotation of a GenBank genome assembly.
CCGGAAUUAUCAUCAUUAUUGGAGUUAAUACAUCAUUCAUCAUCUCUACAUCUAAUAUAGGUAGCUUACAACAAACCCCUUAACAUAAAUACAUACCAAUAUCACUCAUCAGGAAGUUAAAGUUCUCCUACAAAACACUUAAACGAUACAUAGUUUGAGGUGGUUGUCAUGGUAUUGUACGUAAUCCUAAAGUCUAGUAGUUGUCCAAAAUGCUUUGGUUUAGUAAAGAUAGACGGACCCAUUUAAUUUUUUAUCCAUAAUGUUUUGGUUUGUUGUAUACAUGGAAAUAAAAUAGGCAAUCGUGAAAGUUUGGUUUGGUUGGUUGGAAGUAUAAAUAAUUUUGUAUAUUAGGUGUAUCUUUAACUGGUUAAUUGGUUUCAUUGGUUAGCAGUGUUGAAACCAAACUAAACCACAUAAACCAAAUAAACUAAAUUAUUUAACCACACCAAACCAAUUAUCCAAUUAGCCAAACCAAAUUAACCGAAUGCUACUGGUAACCAAUCCGUUUGAACACCAGAAAAAAAAGAAAAAGAAAUUGAGGUGAUACGCGGGCAAUAAGCAACGAAACUAUUUUACUCAGUCAACUCAAAACUGCAAAGCUAGAGCGAAAAGGGACUCGCCGCACCAUAAUCAACGAGACAACGACACUCGGUCCUCUGCCGCUCUCGCUUCUUCUACUUUCUCCAGUGAACGGAAGUAGCCGACGUGGAAGCCAGAGCAAAACGGCGGGGAAAUGAGGUAAGAAACUAAAACCAUGAACGGAAGAGCUCCCCGCGUCCCCUUCGCCACCUCCAUCGCCGUCGCCGUGCUACUUGUCGCCGGUCUCCGCACCGUCUGUGGCGCCGAGUUCGAUGGAGACUACUCCAAACUGUCGGGAAUCAUAAUCCCCGGCUUCGCAUCCACUCAGCUCCGAGCCUGGUCCCUGCUCGACUGUCCUUACUCUCCUCUCGAUUUCAACCCUCUCGACUUGGUCUGGCUCGACACCACCAAGCUUCUUUCUGCGGUGAAUUGUUGGCUCAAAUGCAUGAUGCUUGAUCCUUACAACCAAACAGAUAACGCUGAGUGCAAGUCGAGACCUGAUAGUGGUCUCUCUGCGAUUACUGAACUUGAUCCAGGUUACAUUACAGGUCCUCUGUCUUCUAUAUGGAAAGAGUGGAUUAAGUGGUGCAUUCAAUUUGGUAUCGAGGCAAAUGCAAUAAUUGCUGUUCCUUACGAUUGGAGGUUGUCUCCAUCGAUGCUUGAGGAGCGAGACCUCUAUUUCCAUAACCUCAAAUUGACCUUUGAAACUGCCCUCAAACUUCGUGGUGGACCUUCUUUAGUAUUUGGCCACUCAUUGGGUAACCUGGUAUUCCGUUACUUUCUGGAGUGGCUUAAGCUAGAAAUUGCUCCGAAACAUUACAAUCAAUGGCUGGAUGACCACAUCCAUGCCUACUUUGCUGUUGGAGCUCCUCUUCUUGGCUCACCCGAGACAGUGAAAGCUACUCUUUUUGGAAACACAUUUGGGCUUCCUGUUUCUGAGGGGACAGCUCGAUUAAUGUUCAAUUCUUUUUCUUCUUCAUUGUGGAUGAUGCCACAGUCAAAGUAUUGUACAUCCGAUAAUCCAUAUUGGAAACAUUUUUCUGGAGGAUUCAGAAAGAAAAAUCAAACCUAUCACUGCGAGGAGCAAGAAUAUCGAACAAACUACUCUGGAUGGCCAACCAACUUGGUCAACAUAGAAAUCCCUUCUAUUCCUGGGUUUGAUGCCUAUCCAUCACUCCAAGAUAUGCUCGAAACAAACUUCUCGGCCUUGGAAUGUGGACUCCCUACUCAGUUAUCUUUCUCAGCUCGUGAAGUUGCAGAUGGAACACUUUUCAGAGCCAUAGAGGACUAUGAUUCUGACACAAAGAGGCUAUUGUACCAGUUACAGAAGUCAUACCAUGGUGAUCCUGUUGUUAAUCCACUUACACCCUGGGAUAGACCUCCUAUUAAAAAUAUUUUCUGCAUCUAUGGAAUAGAUUUGAAGACGGAGGUUGGUUACUAUUUUGCACCGAGUGGCAAACCUUAUCCAGAUAAUUGGAUCAUAACUGAUGUUAUUUACGAGAUUGAAGGAUCCCUCUACACAAGGUCUGGGAAUCUGGUUGAAGGGAAUCCAGGAGCUACAAGUGGGGAUGAGACAGUACCAUACAAUUCCUUAUCACUAUGCAAGAGUUGGCUUGGAUCAAAAGUGAACAUAACAAGGGCUCCUCAGGCCGAGCAUGAUGGAUCUGAUGUACAAGUAGAACUGAAUGUUGACCAUCUCCCUGAAGAAGAUAUAAUUCCCAACAUGACACGGUCUUCAAGGGUAAAAUAUAUUACAUAUUAUGAAGAUUCCGAAAGCAUACCAGGAAAGAGGACAGCAGUUUGGGAACUUGAUAAAGCAAAUCAUAGGAACAUCGUUAGAUCUCCGGUUUUAAUGCGGGAGCUGUGGCUUCAGAUGUGGCAUGACAUCCGUCCUGAUACGACAUCGAAAUUCGUUACAAAAGCAAAACGAGGUCCUCUAAGAGAUGAUGACUGCUACUGGGAUUAUGGGAAAGCUAGAUGCGCUUGGGCGGAUUACUGUGAAUAUAGAUACAUUUUUGGUGAUGUUCACCUGGGACAGAGCUGUAGAUUGAAGAAUUCGUCAGCCGAGACACUCUUGAAUUACCUUUAAGGCUAUAUGGAUUUAUUAGGUACAUGUUCCUUCUCUUCAGCUCACGUCCAUUUUAACUCGAAAGAUUUUGAAGAAAAAUGAAUAUGAUUAGAUAAU